This is a messenger RNA of Pelobates cultripes (western spadefoot toad), 1308 nucleotides long. The record is from the annotation of a GenBank genome assembly. NCBI's taxonomy places the organism in Eukaryota, Metazoa, Chordata, Amphibia, Anura, Pelobatidae.
AUGCGGUGUUACAUUCAGCAGCCAAGCAUGCAGGACGUGCAGUGUUAUAUACAGCAGCCAAGCAUGCAGGACGUGCAGUGUUAUAUACAGCAGCCAAGCAUGCAGGAUGUGCGGUGUUAUAUACAGCAGCCAAGCAUGCAGGACGUGCCGUGUUACAUUCAGCAGCCAAGCAUGCAGGACGUGCAGUGUAACAUUCAGCAGCCAAGCAUGCAGGACGUGCGGUGUUAUAUACAGCAGCCAGGCAUGCAGGACGUGCGGUGUUAUAUACAGCAGCCAGGCAUGCAGGAUGUGCAGUGUUACAUUCAGCAGCCAAGCAUGCAGGAUGUGCAGUGUUAUAUACAGCAGCCAGGCAUGCAGGAUGUGCGGUGUUAUAUACAGCAGCCAGGCAUGCAGGACAUGCAGUGUUACAUUCAGCAGCCAAGCAUGCAGGACGUGCAGUGUUAUAUACAGCAGCCAAGCAUGCAGGACGUGCAGUGUUAUAUACAGCAGCCAAGCAUGCAGGAUGUGCGGUGUUAUAUACAGCAGCCAGGCAUGCAGGACGUGCAGUGUUACAUUCAGCAGCCAAGCAUGCAGGAUGUGCAGUGUUAUAUACAGCAGCCAGGCAUGCAGGAUGUGCGGUGUUAUAUACAGCAGCCAGGCAUGCAGGACAUGCAGUGUUACAUUCAGCAGCCAAGCAUGCAGGACGUGCAGUGUUAUAUACAGCAGCCAAGCAUGCAGGACGUGCAGUGUUAUAUACAGCAGCCAAGCAUGCAGGAUGUGCGGUGUUAUAUACAGCAGCCAAGCAUGCAGGACGUGCCGUGUUACAUUCAGCAGCCAAGCAUGCAGGACGUGCAGUGUAACAUUCAGCAGCCAAGCAUGCAGGACGUGCGGUGUUAUAUACAGCAGCCAGGCAUGCAGGACGUGCGGUGUUAUAUACAGCAGCCAGGCAUGCAGGAUGUGCAGUGUUACAUUCAGCAGCCAAGCAUGCAGGAUGUGCAGUGUUAUAUACAGCAGCCAGGCAUGCAGGAUGUGCGGUGUUAUAUACAGCAGCCAGGCAUGCAGGACAUGCAGUGUUACAUUCAGCAGCCAAGCAUGCAGGACGUGCAGUGUUAUAUACAGCAGCCAAGCAUGCAGGACGUGCGGUGUUACAUUCAGCAGCCAGGCAUGCAGGAUGUGCAGUGUUAUAUACAGCAGCCAAGCAUGCAGAACGUGCAGUGUUAUAUACAGCAGCCAAGCAUGCAGGACGUCCGGUGUUAUAUACAGCAGCCAGGCAUGCAGGACGUGCGGUGUUAUAUACAGCAGCCAGGCAUGCAGGACGUGCAGUGUUAG